CUCCUCUUUGCAUACUGACGCGGCCCUGGUAACGGAGCUCAAGGCAUCUUUUGUGCCGUUGUCCAACAGCGAGUGACGUCACGGGCACGGCCAGGUCUUUAUCAGCUCUGUCAGAUAAAUAGCUAGCCACACUUGCUCCGGAGCAGACGGCAAGGUGCCGUGUGGCAGAGCACUUGGGGCCUCAGAGAAGCGGGGGCCACGGCCAUGGGUGCAAGCUCGGACGGGUCCUUCUUCCCCGGCAAUCACUGGCUCUACUUCUCUGUGUACCUCUUCACCUUCCUGGUGGGGCUCCCCCUCAACCUGGUGGCCCUGGCCAUCUUUGUGGGCAAGCUGCGGCGCCGCCCGCUGGCCGUGGACGUGCUCCUGCUCAACCUGACGCUCUCGGACCUGCUCUUGCUGCUCUUCCUGCCGUUCCGCAUGGUGGAGGCCGCCCACGGCAUGCGCUGGUCGCUGCCCUUCAUCCUCUGCCCCCUCUCCGGCUUCCUCUUCUUCACCACCAUCUAUCUCACCUCCCUCUUCCUGAUGGCCGUGAGCAUCGAGCGCUUCCUGAGCGUGGCCCACCCUCUGUGGUACACGACGCGGCCGAGGCCGGGACAGGCGGGGCUGGUCAGCGGCGCCUGCUGGCUCCUGGCCUCUGCCCACUGCAGUGUGGUCUACGUCAUAGAAUUCCUGGGAUCCUCCCCCCACAGCCAGGGUACCAAUGGCACCUGCUACCUGGAAUUCCGGGAGGACCAGCUGGCCAUCCUCCUGCCCGUCCGGCUGGAGAUGGCGGUGGUCCUGUUCGCGGUGCCCCUCCUCGUCACCAGCUACUGCUACAGCCGCCUGCUGUGGCUCCUCGGCAGGGGCGCCAGCCAGCACCGGCGCAGGAGGGUGGCGGGGCUCGUGGCGGCCACGCUGCUCAACUUCCUCGUCUGCUUCGGGCCCUACAACGUGUCCCAUGUCGUGGGCUACAUCCAGGGAGAGAGCCCGGCGUGGAGGGGUUAUGUGCUGCUCCUCAGCACCCUGAAUUCCUGCGUCGACCCCCUCGUCUUUUACUUCUCCUCGUCCGGGUUCCAAGCGGACUUUCAGGAGGUGCUGAGGAAGCUGGGUGGGCUCCGGGGCCCCUGGCGGCAGGAGGGCAGCGUGGAACUAAAGGUGCAGGAGGAAGGCGGGAGGCAGGCGCAGGACUGCCCCCCGCAGAGAAAGGGCAGUGGGCUCUCGCAGGGCAAGCGGCCUGGGCUGAACGCUAGGUCCUCCGGGCACGAAGGUGUCGCUGGCAGAGCAUCCCCCGGGCAGCUCCUUGCUCACGACAGGCAGGACCUUGGCGCGGAGGGCUGGGGACCGACGUGGCCCGGGGUCGGAGCAGGCGCCCCGCCUUCCUAA
Molecule: messenger RNA, 1362 nt
Organism: Propithecus coquereli (Coquerel's sifaka)
Lineage: Eukaryota; Metazoa; Chordata; Mammalia; Primates; Indriidae
Gene: FFAR3
Product: free fatty acid receptor 3
Exons: 2
Coding region: 205-1362 (385 amino acids)
Biological process (GO): cellular response to fatty acid; G protein-coupled receptor signaling pathway
Cellular component (GO): plasma membrane
Molecular function (GO): G protein-coupled receptor activity
Source: RefSeq, a predicted model, not a curated record